CAAUGCUUUCGUUGUUUUAUCAAUGAAACAAAUUUAAAAAAAAAAUUAUGUCGAUUGUUGUCAAAAUUGUUGGAAUAAUUGUACAUUAAAAAAAAAGAAAAAGUAAUAGUCAUUCAUUGAAGUUAUCAAUAUGAAGUAGUACAUCGUGAAAGUUGUUAACAAUGUUACAGUGUUAUAUAUCACCUAUAUUUGUGAAAUUGAUAGAUAUAUUUUUAAAAUUCAAGGUUUCUUUUAAAUUUUAUCAUCGACAUAUGAAAAUCAUUCACGUUCAAUUUGUAAGUGAAAUCCAUCCAUGAUUUUUACGAUCAUAUAAAGACCACAUUUGUCUGCUCCAUAAUUAAUUUUUUUGAUAAAUUAUUUCAAUAAUUUUUUUGUAAGAAAUCGUUUCCUCUCUAAAAUAUAUAUGUAAUUUUGCAAUUUCUUGAUAAAUCGAAAAUUCGAAUCUUGAAAAGAAAUCUUGAAAAAAAAUCUUGAAAAUUUCUUCAUCAUUUUAUCGCUGUGAUUCAUUUCAAACGAUAAUCGAUUUGCACAAAUCUAGAAUAUGUGUAAAUAAGUAUUUUUUUUCAGAAAUCUCUUUAUCGUUUUGAUAUCGAGAUAGUAUUGAAAAUGAAUUAUUCAAAUAAUUAAAUUAAUUAAAUUCGGAAUAUUUAUUAUUAAGAAUCAAGCCUGAAAUUGUUUAUUAAAUACAAGAGUAUCAUUGCUGCAUAAAACGAAUUAUGCAAAAAUAUAAAUUCAAUUCUGAAGAAAAAAAAAGCUUCGAAGUAACAAUAUAUAUUUAUUACACGCGUAUUCUUUUAUGCGAAAAAAGAAAAAAAAAAUAAUAAUGUUAAAAAAGUUUACGAUAUAAUAAAAUAUUUUAUAUACAGACACGACUAAUAUAUUGAAUGCUGCCUAUUCAGAUGUUAAAUGCUAAUAUAAUAAGUGAUAUAUUGCUUUUUUUGUAAUCGAUGACAUCAUAAGCGACAUCGGCAUCUCUGCAUCUAUAUUGUGUUUCCGCGUUUAAUAUUCUUUUUUUAUUUGGCGAUUUGAUGUAUAUAUCGGUCGUCUACCUAUUUUUUUCUCUUUUUUUAAACUAUAAUUACUUUUUUUGCAAUUUAUUCAACUUUUUACUUACUAUUUUAAAAUCUUUACAAGUCGGUUAUAUAUUCAUUUUACAAUGGAAAUGGACAAAAAAGUACGCGAUAAGAAUAAAAAAAGAAAAAAAAAAGAUGGAAGAUAAACAGAUUAUAAAUAACAAACGCACGUCUUUUAAUCCAGUAUAAAUCGACAUUAAAAUUAAUUGGUUACCUAAUGUAUAUAAGAGGCAAGUUUCAUUGUGUAUAUAAAACUCAAUAUUUAGAUAUUAUAUUUUUAUGUAAAUUUUAUAUAAAUAUAAGAUUCGAGAAUAAUCUAAUCUUACAUUAGUAAGAGUACGCAUUAUUAACAGUUAAGUUCUUAAGAAUUACAAUAGUGAUGGUUUGGCUUAAAGUGAAUCCAAAUUUAAAGAGAAAUUAAAACGAUUUAAAAAUACGCAAUCUUAAAAAUUAAAAUUAUAUUAUAAAAAUUAGAAUUAAUUCGAACCCUAUUUCUCGUCAAAACAUUUGUGAACAUUUUUUUUUUUUAACGAGAUAACAACGAUAAUAAUCGCGAUAAUAAUAAUUGAGUAAGAAUUUUAGUGAGAAAAAAAAAAUGAGUGAUUUAAUAGUAAUCGUACAAGAAGGCAAAUUAAAAGGUGCCGAGUUAGAAAGUAGCCUAGGCUCUCGAUAUAUAGCUUUCAGAGGAAUACCUUUCGCUGCAUCCCCCGUUGGAGAGCUCAGAUUCAAGGAUCCGCAACCACCUGAACCAUGGACUGGGGUGAAAGACACGUCCGACGUUAACGAGUACAUCUGCUCCCAGAUCCAAGAUGCUCCACCAUUGAUUAUCGGCAACGAGGACUGCCUGUAUCUGAACGUCUACACUAACUCCCUUUCCCAAUCAAAGAAAUCAGUCAUGUUCUGGAUCCAUGACGGUGCAUUUACGAUAGGCUCCUCGAGCUUUCAACACUUCAGACCUGACUAUUUGCUCGCUAAAGAUGUCGUCGUCGUCACGACUAAUUACAGGCUCGGAGCAUUCGGAUUUUUAAAUCUGGGUGACAAAGUGGCGCCAGGUAAUCAAGGGUUGAAGGAUAUAAUCGCGGCGUUGGAAUGGGUGAGAGAAAAUAUCGCCAGCUUCGGUGGAGAUCCUGGCAACGUGACGAUUUUUGGGGUUAGCGCAGGAGCAGCUUUAACCCACGCUUUGCUAAUUUCGCCGCGAGCAAAGGGAUUAUUCCACAAGGCGAUCAUGCAAAGUGGAUCGAUGAAAAGCUUUUGGGCGGUUAAUCAAAGCCUUCCCGAGCGUGGCUUCAAUUUGGCCAAGUAUCUUGGAAAUUUGUCAAACGAUCCUGUCGAGGUGGUCGAAUUCCUGCGGACAGUACCAGCUGAAGAUAUAGCACGCGCUCAGACUGCUCUCCUGUCCAAAGAGGAGAAAUUAAGUUUCAAUCUUGCUUUUGGGAUGAACAGCGACGAAAUAGCGGAGAAUCCUGUUUUACCAGAGCCCAUCGAACAAUUAAUCGAAAAAGAGGUAGACAUUCCUGUGAUGGCCAGUCAUACGUCCAACGAGUUCAUCAUGUUUUUGCAAAAUAAAAGUGAACAACUCGUACGUAUAUUCAAUUUAUAUCUAUUGACGCACGUGAGAAACUUAGGAUCGUUGAAAAUGUUGGACGAUGAGAAGGUUAAAAAUUUAUACGUAUCGGUGAAGAAGCGUUAUUUCAACGGGAAAUCGAUCACCGCCAAUGAUUUCGACAAAUUGACGGAAUUUUUGGGCCACGUUUACUUCGCCAUUCCCGCGAUCGUGUGGCUGCAGGAUCGAGUAAGAAGGGUAACCUCGCCUAGUUACUUUUGCAAAUUUUCGUACGUUGGCAAUGAGAAGACACCCACCGAUUUGCUAGUGAAACGCCAAGCUUCUGGAACAUCUCACGUGGACGAUAUCGCGUACUUGUUAUAUCUGCCGAAGUGUAAAGUUGAGAAUCCGGAUCCACCCGCGGUUGGAACGAAAGACAGGAUCACGUUGGAACGAAUGACCAGGAUGUGGACGAAUUUCGCUAAAACGGGAGAUCCCGUCUCCAUUAAAGACGAGUUUGUCAAUAUAGAUUGGAAUCCCAUAACCACGGACGAAUUCUCUUAUUUGGACAUUGGAGAGGAAUUACGAAUUCUUCCCGUCCCGCAACACUUAUUAUUCUUCGAACGAAAUUUAUAAUUUUUAGGAUUGAUUCGUUGAAUUUUUAUCCCAUUUUAUUUAUAUAUAUAUAUAUAAAUUUAAUGCAUAUAUAUAUAUAUAUAAAUAUAAUAUAUUUUUAAUUUUUAAUUUUCUUCUUUCUUGCCCUCGCAGAAUGGCUCGAUGAUGCAAAGGAUAAUAUAAAUAAAUACACUUGUUACACUUCUACUUGUCUUGUAAAAUAUUAUUUGACAGCUAUUUACACGCAUCGACUAAGCAGACGAGUCAUCGAUCUCGUUUCGUUCGCCCCGAUAAACAUUUGACAACAACGAAACUCGAAAUCGUCAAACAACAAGAAUCUACUGGAGAAGAAAAUGUAAAUCUCAAAUUAAAUCGAGUCUUAUUUUCGCGAGAUACAAGAUUGAAAGUACAGCGUGAUUAUACGUUUUCUUAAAUUAAAUACCUAUAAUUUUUUUUUCUUCUUUUUACUGAAUCUAAAAGUGAACUGCUUAAACAUUUUUUUUUCUCGUAUGUGCACGUGUUUCUUCUUUUUUUUUUUUAAAAUUAACCUGUCUUAACAACGUACGGUGCGUUUCGAGAUUAAAAAAAAAAAAAAAAAA
Molecule: messenger RNA, 3830 nt
Organism: Apis mellifera (honey bee)
Lineage: Eukaryota; Metazoa; Arthropoda; Insecta; Hymenoptera; Apidae
Product: esterase FE4
Exons: 8
Coding region: 1669-3252 (527 amino acids)
Source: RefSeq, a predicted model, not a curated record